AUGACGGACCAAUUUGCUUUCUCAUACCCGUCUCCACUUGAGGGCUACGAAAACCUCGAACCAUUGACUGAUGGAAAGACCGAGGAUGGAAAGUCCCUCAAGAACCCCCAACAUGGAAUCUUAAGUAAAGCAUACGAGGAAUUCCCCGACCCUCUCGCUAAAGGUCGCCGUGGAGGUUUUGAUAUCCAUAUCUAUCACUUUCAGAAUAAUCCAGAUCAAGUCGCAUACGCCAGAGCUCUACAUGAAAGGAUCAGACGCGAAUUCCCCGAGCUUCGCAUUUAUACCUUCUUCAACAGGCCAAUUGGGCCUCAUCCGGUCGCCAUGUUCGAAGUCAACGUCUUCACGCCUGCCCAGUUCGGUGCGUUUGUACCUUGGCUAGUUAUCAAUAGGGGUCCGUUGAGUGCCUUGAUACACCCAAACACGAUCGAUUCAGAGGAAGAACGGAAUCAUACGCAACGUGCUACAUGGCUUGGAGAGAGGAUACCGUUAGAUUUGACGGUAUUCAAGCAGAUGCGAGAGGCGGAGAAGAAGAAAUAG
This is a messenger RNA of Aspergillus udagawae, 537 nucleotides long. RefSeq lists its product as uncharacterized. The record is from RefSeq and is a predicted model, not a curated record. The transcript is spliced from 4 exons. Bases 1 to 537 code for a protein of 178 amino acids. Lineage: Eukaryota; Fungi; Ascomycota; Eurotiomycetes; Eurotiales; Aspergillaceae.